UCACUGACUGGCAUAAUGGCAAACAGGUAUAACAAAUAUCUCUCAGUCCAAUAUAAAAUCUGUGAAAUCUGUGAUUCUUCACAAAGGUAACUAACUACUGAUGGUAGAUGGAGGCACCAGGUUGCUCUGUAACGGUAACUGUCACAUAAACCACACAUACAAAUCCUAGAACACCAUAAUCUUGUGGGUAAAUUAUGUUGUUGCAUAGGGGCAACAUACUGAAAGCAAAAGACAGCAAUUCAUGUUUCUAUACCCUACUGGUUGGAUGGCUGAGGAAUCAGGGUUCAGUUUCCAGCAUGGCUGUAACCAGAAUCUUACAUUCCAGACACCUUCACAGAUGAUUUCCUUCCCACUUGCCAGGCAGGUAGAGGCCAACAGUCAGUCAAGCCACCGAUCCCCAUAUCAGCGCUCAGGGCUGUCAACCCCAAAACAGACUUGUCUGCCAACCAUCAUGUCAGCCAAGUGUGCUGCUGGUUGUACAUUUUGUAAGCUGUUCCAGUGGAUUCGUCAACACAUUCUCUUGAAAACUGUCACCUUGCGAGCACUUUCCAACACUAGAGCUGCAACAUCUGACGAGUGCUAUAUUGUUCUCCCUGGAUUGAGGCUUUAUGUGACAAGGUGUGGUCAGGAAAUCCCUGGUAGGGAUACACUUGAGCCAUACAAAAGGAAAAGAAAAUACGACCACCAGAUUUAAUUAUUUUUAUUUGAAUGAACUACUUAAAAUACACAAAGUAACACAGUCAGAAAGGCAGGAAAAACAGCGAAUAAAAUAGUGAGAUCAUGUUUCAUAUUUGAAGACCAUUAUAAGAUUUUAAAUUCUCAUCUAUGGCUGACUGCUGUGUACAUCCUAGCUCAUUAACUUACCAGAACUGGAGGAAAUAUUUUGAAAUGUGCAUCAUAAUCUGUCUUUGAGUAUGUACAAUUUAACAGCAACUAUACAGAUCUCUCAUCAGAAAAAUUAAGAAAAAAAAAAUUAAUGUUCAAAUUAGAGACCAUGAUAGCCUGGAUAAAGUGACACUAUGCAGAGGGCAUUUGACACAUAGCAAUCAAGGAAUAAAAAGUGUGGGACGUAAGAUACAAGCAUUCCUUCUGUGUACACUACUAAUUUUAUGUGACAUUACUGCACAGUACAGAGACUUUUAUAUACACCUGUGUUACAAUAAAAAUGAGUUUUAAGACAUACUAUAAUGUAAGGUGUAACAAGUACAACUAAGAAAUAAAUUAACACACCAUGUAAGUGAAAUGACAAAAUGUCAUGUAGUGAUACUGAAUUUCAAAUUAAUUGUCCACUUUCUUGACAACGAAUAAAAAAUAAAAUACUGGAAUGACAUUAUGCUGGAAUACAACGCAUGUCAGUAAUAUCAAAGUCUACAGCUGCAUUGAUCUCGUGCUUCCUCAUCACAUAACGGACACCAAAGACGUCCCACUUCCGGCCUCAGUAUUCAACUGGACCAUGAACAACCAACCUGAGGAAUUUUUCACCAUUUAAAUU
Molecule: messenger RNA, 1492 nt
Organism: Cryptotermes secundus
Lineage: Eukaryota; Metazoa; Arthropoda; Insecta; Blattodea; Kalotermitidae
Exons: 2
Coding region: 242-694 (150 amino acids)
Source: RefSeq, a predicted model, not a curated record